AGCGCGGGUAGCCGCUCGUGACCGAGGCAGUCGGAGCUCAAUCGGCGGAAACGACAGCAGAGGAGGUGGAGAGCCGAGCGAGAGAGGAGAGUUUCUAUAGGUCUGACGGGAAGCUUUAGGAUUGUAGGUGCGUGUCGAAGGGAAGAGAAGUCGUAGGAGGAAGAGGAUGUUGGAUGAAACGAGGUCGAGUUGGGAUGUAGACAGAGUAGUGAAUACCUAGGUACGGUAGUCGUCGUAGCAGUAGCGACUGCGCCUGGGGCACCCGGAGAACCCUUGCAGCAGCAGUAACAGCAGCAUUCACAGUAGUUACUCUUGUUAAUCGUCCUCAGCCUGCGCAGGCCACAACUUGAACCCGACCAGACACCGACAGACACCAGCUGCGAAAAGAGGAUUCACUAUAUUGCACUCCGACUCUUCCACACCUUUUCUUUCUUCCUUCUCUCUCUUCACUGCCAUUCCUGCUCGAAUCUCCUCUCCUUAUCUGGUCCUUCUGGUUGUGUCGCCGACUAGAGUCUGAUCGGGUGGUGCUGUGCUCUGCCCUCUACUCUCCGUCCCCACCCCUCCAUCCAGAAAGAAAUCUCCAGGUCCUACGGCCGUCACACCUCUUCCCCCUCCGAACCAUGCUCGCAUCUUCUGCAUUCAAGCGACUGCCCGUGCGAAGGUUGGCUGCUGGUGCUUCGGCUGUACGAUCCUCGUCCUCCGCGAUCCGCCAGCCCUCCAGCUUCGCUCCUGUCCCCUCGAAGCUUUCCCGAGGUGCGCCCGCCAUGGCGUCCAACUUCUCGACCUCGUCCACCAAAUACUCGAUGCCCUCCAAGGCACCGACCGCGGCCUACGAUCCCGAGAUUCUCGACAUUGCCAACUAUGUCCACAACUACAAGAUUAACUCUGACCUGGCUUUGGACACCUCUCGCUACAUCCUGCUCGACACUAUCGGCUGCGGACUCGAAGCUCUUCGAUUCCCGCAAUGCACCGCUCUCCUUGGCCCUACCGUGGAGGGUAUGACGGUGCCCAACGGCAGCCGAGUUCCCGGAACGCCGUACCAGCUCGAUCCAGUGAAUGGAGCUUUCAAUAUUGGGGCCAUGAUCCGAUGGCUGGACUACAACGACUGCUGGUUGGCCGCAGAAUGGGGACACCCCUCGGACAACCUGGGCGCAAUCCUGGCCGUGGCGGACUGGAUUGCAAGAACCAACAAGGCCGGCGGCAACGUCGGUAACGGCAAGAUCCCCACCGUGCGGGACGUAUUGGAGGCCAUGAUCAAGGCCCACGAGAUUCAGGGUUGUCUGGCUCUGGAGAACUCGUUCAACAAGGUCGGCCUUGACCACGUUCUGCUCGUCAAGGUUGCAUCCGCCGCCGUUGUGAGCAAACUCCUUGGUCUCGAUGAGCACCAAACCGCUGCCGCCAUCUCCCAGGCGUUUGUGGACGGUCAGGCUCUGCGAACCUACCGGCAUUCCCCCAACACAAUGUCCCGCAAAUCGUGGGCUGCCGGUGACGCCUGCCAGAGAGCUGUGAACCUUGCCUUCAAAGUGAAACAGGGCCAGUCUGGUAUCCCGACCGUGCUUUCUGCUCCGGUCUGGGGCUUCUACGAUGUCCUCUUCAAGGGCGAGAAAUUCAAGUUCCAGCGUCCUUAUGGCUCCUACGUCAUGGAGAACGUCUUGUUCAAGGUUUCAUACCCGGCUGAGUUCCACUCUCAGACUGCGGUCGAAGCGGCCCAGAAGAUCUACAAGAUCCUCGCAGACAUGGGUAAAUCGGCCAAGGAUAUCAAGGAGGUCACCAACCGCACCCACGAAGCAUGCAUCCGUAUCAUCGACAAGCAGUUCAAGCCCAUGGACAACUUUGCUGAUCGCGACCACUGCGUCCAGUACAUGGUGGCUGUCAUGUUGACCUUCAACCGCCUUGAGGCCACCGACUACCUCGAUGGCAGUGAGGCCGCCACUUCUCCCUUGGUGGAGGAUCUGCGCAAGAGAAUCAAGUGUGUCGAGGAUCCUCAGUUCACCAAGGACUACCAUGACCCCAACCUGAGAACCAUCUCCAAUGCUUUGACCGUAACCCUCAAUGACGGAACUGUCCUGCCGGAAGUGGUUGUUGAGGCGCCGCUCGGCCAUCGCCUCCGACGUGACGAGGCCAAGCCGGAGAUCCUCAAGAAAUACAAGAGACAUUUGGGCCCUCACUUCCCUGAGGCCAAGAUCAACGAGCUGGUCGCUCUGGGCACUGACGCGUCCAAACUUGACAACAUGGAAAUUGACAAGUACGUUGACCUGUAUGUGAAGGAGAAAAUGGAGUGGUAGGCAACAGAAAACUUGUUUUGUCUGCCGCCUGAAGGGAUUUACAAAAGCGAAGCCGUUUAGCUUGGAUGUAAGUACAUAUCUAGGAGAGCUGAAGAUACCUAUAUAGACCCAAAACCAUCUAUGAAAGCAAUGUUGAGCGUCCUGUGCAUUUAGAAAAGAAUUGCCUGAGGAAUCCCUAGUUCAAGUAUUCCCUGUGUCAUGACAUUAGCUGACUUACCCAAAGUCCCUCAACUCUCCCUUGGGCAAGACCUUCUCAUGGGCGCCUCUUCCGGCCCAUUCUUUCUUCCAUGCCCACGCUCCGUCCUUUUCGGGGCCAUUCGAUUUGCCAGCAAGGACAUUGACAACAUACUUCCCUAUGUUCGGCAGAAACUUCCAACUGUGGAACGAGCCCGCUGUAGCAAAGUACAGGUUCGACAACCGCGGGUCAGGGUGUCUCGCGAUGAGCUGGUUCUGGUCCGGUGAGAUGGCGUCCCAGCAAAUACGCCAAUCAUCAGGCAUGCGGCCAUCGGCCAGUAUUUGUGGGAUACGCUGACGGAUGAUGUCGAUCGACUGCCGCUUCAGAGCCUCGGGCACGGUCUUUUGCUCGGGCAACGGGACAGACACCAGUGCACCGGUUUGUGGGUGAGGUUGGGAAUUGAGAAACGUGUUUGCAUUUGUGAACUUCAGAAACCGGUCCUUGUUAGGAGGGAUAACCUCUCCUUUUGCGCCGUAGACCAAAACGGGCAUCUGGGAGUAAUGCCAUGCUUCAUCCUCUGACAGCCUGAACGAGGCGACACACACCCCUGCCGCUUGGAUUUGUUUCUGAAUGCUAUCCUCGUAUGAUAUCUUCAGCUGCUUCUCCAGCGGUGCCA
This is a messenger RNA of Exophiala dermatitidis NIH/UT8656, 3136 nucleotides long. Its product is annotated as 2-methylcitrate dehydratase. Gene Ontology annotation, cellular component: mitochondrion. The coding region runs from base 621 to 2285 and encodes 554 amino acids. Gene Ontology annotation, molecular function: 2 iron, 2 sulfur cluster binding; 2-methylcitrate dehydratase activity. The record is from RefSeq and is a predicted model, not a curated record. Lineage: Eukaryota; Fungi; Ascomycota; Eurotiomycetes; Chaetothyriales; Herpotrichiellaceae. The transcript has 2 exons.